Molecule: messenger RNA, 5516 nt
Organism: Haliotis rufescens (red abalone)
Lineage: Eukaryota; Metazoa; Mollusca; Gastropoda; Lepetellida; Haliotidae
Product: lachesin-like
Exons: 7
Coding region: 114-1268 (384 amino acids)
Cellular component (GO): neuron projection
Source: RefSeq, a predicted model, not a curated record
UUCGUCAAAUUGUCACGUGACUUCAGGUACGAAAACGCAGGUGAUAACCUAGGUGUUGCUAAUUUCCGUGUGGUUUCGUCUUGAUAUCUUUAGAUCACAUGGUGUCACAAUAGAUGCGAGCGUCCAAAAUGGAUAGAAUACUGAUUCUUGUGGUGCUGGCAGCUCUGAUGACGACAGUUGCUGCCCAGGAUCCUGAAAUUGUGGACGAGAUCUGGCCGGAAGUGAAGCCCGUGGGACGUACAGCUCGGCUCAACUGCACAGUGGCCAAUAAAUUAAACCAUGUGGUGACCUGGGAGCACAUGGACACCAACCAGAUCAUCAGUUUAGACGAGAGCAUCGACUUGUCCUACAACCCCAUCGAGGGGGGCAAGCGGAAGUACGAGGUCGAGAAGCGAGGCCCCGAAAACCGCGUCACGUACAUGUUGAUAAUCAGGCGGCUGCGGCAGCAGGAUGCGGGCAAAUACAGAUGCUACGUGAAGAUUCAGGCUCUCGACUUCACCAAGUGGCCAAGCAAGAUCGGCUCCCUCACUGUACAGGUUGCACCCUCAAUCCGGCCAGGUGAGACGACGACAGUUCUAGUUGUGGACCAGUUAUCCAACUCUAACCUGACGUGUGCCGCCACUGGUAUCCCGGCUCCAAACAUCACCUGGACACGGUCCGACGGAGGCAAGCUGCCAACAGGUGGCGCUCAGUUCAGGGGGGCAGUGCUGCCACUAUUGAACACCACAGUAAAGAUGGGAGGCGUGUACCGCUGCGUCGCCGACAACAACAUCAAGCCUCCAGCGCAGCAUCUGGCGGAGGUGUUGGUGUUCAACGCCCCAACAGUGCGGGUGGUGCAGGACUCUGUCGGCCAGGCCCAGAACAGGAGGUUCUACGCCAAGCUGGAGUGUAUCACUCAAGGCUACCCUGUGCCAACAGUAAGAUGGGAGCGGAUUGUCAGCGGUGGUCGAUCACCGAUCAACGACGACGACAAGUUUGACUUCAACAAACAGACGACCGACAACCAGAACCUCAAGGCGGGGGAGCAGUGGUACACGCUGAAGGUGAAGAACGUACAGGCCAACGACUACACCGACUACUUCUGCAUCGCCACCAACACCAAGGGGGCCAAUCAAGCCACCAUCACCAUGUUCGAAACUACUGAGUGUCAAGGUCCCAACUGUCCAUCUCUUCCGAGCUCCAAGGCCACCGAGGUCAAGGUCUCCCUUCUUGCCAUGGCAGUCACUGCCCUCAUCCAAUAUGUCGUCAUUGCAUCGGACCGCAGAUAAUGAGCAGAAAGUUCUGUCACUGACAGAAUUUUCUUUUACGUGUUUUAACAUCAAUUUGACAACAUUCCAGUUUUGACUACUUUCAGUUAUAUGGUUUACGGAAAUACAAUUGAAAGACACCAAACUAUCCAAUAUAAACAAGUCCUAUCAUAGGUGAGAGUUCAUCAACGCCCCAAUCACAAAGUGAUAUUUGUCCAAAGAGACAUAUAAAAGUCGAAUCGUUACGACCUAAUUAUGAAAUUGUCCUUGAUAUCUGCCAAUCAUUAUCCUCAUUCACAUGACCUCAUUUGUAAAAACUGUCAUGUCACUCAUUCAUAUCAAGUGUUACCAUGGUGACGAUUACGUUUCCAUUAUCUUUGCUUGCAAUGGACGAGGACGACCAGGGCCAUUAUUGGCACACGAAAUUUGACAACUUUCAAAGAUGAAAUAAUUUUUGAAUGUAUGUGAAACAAAAAUGCUAGUUGUCCAUCAUAUGAACUGGUUCAGUGGUUUUACAAUCUCGUUAGAAUCCGAUCUUAGUUCUCGCUACCGCUAAACAAAGAUCUGAAGACAUCCCAUUACCGGUCACGUCAAAACGACCUUUCAUCCGACCAUUCAGAGCAUCGCUAACCAGAUCGGGAAUGUGACAGCUGGAAUGUGUUUUUUGAUAAUGCAACCUUGAUAAGGCUAACACAGAGUAAAUUCGGAACUACAACAUGUACAAUUACGGGCUGAACAAAAUUUCCAGUCGGCCAAAAUGUCCUUUCAGACCUCGUUCAUCCUUAUCAUCCUCUCCAGUAUCAUGAUGGUGAAAUAACAUAAUCAUAGUAAUAUACCAUACAAUCUUUCACAUUAAGCAUAUUUAGUUGCCCAUCGGGAAAUCACUUUGUAAACGGCAAAUACCGUAUUCAACGUAAUAAGCGCCCACGGCAAUAUUUGCUGAUAUAUUGGCCAGUGAACAAUCCCAAUUAUCACCCUUCCGAUUGAUCCAUGUACACAAGAGUUAUUUAUUCGUGUAUAAUACGCACUCGUGUGUUAUAUGCACCCUUAAUUACGGGCAAUUAAACUCUUGAAAAAUAUAUCUGUUGUUUUUUAAUACGCAUGGCCUUUUCUUUUGUAUCAUUUCUGGCUGUCAGCAUAAACCACUAAAUUUACGAUCCAUCAACCCUUUCACCAAAAUUAUAUUCUAAUAAGAGCCCCCUAUUUCUAAUUUUGAGAGCGCCCUCGGCGCUUAUUGCGUCGAAUGCGGUAUGCCUUAUUUCAUCCUGGGCCCACCAUCACAAAAUGAUCUAAGCGCUUCGACUAUCGUAAGAUGAUGGAGUGCAGAUUGUCCUACCGUUAACAUAGCUUUGUGCAAGUGGACCCAGAUUCAUAUUAGCCAUUUAGAAACAAUUUUGCAUUGAACUAAAAUAUAGCCCGUUUUCCGUUUUAUCAUUGGCUACUUAAUCUGUUUUGAUUGGCUACGGUUGCUACAUAAAAGAAAUGUUUCAAUAUACCCACAGGUCAAAUUACAGAAAUGUACAGGCAGCUUCAGAUUAAAGUACAGUAAACUACGGUUAUAACGAACUCAAAGGGACCACUGAUUUCUAUUCGUUAUAGCCGUAGUUCGUUAUAAGCAAAUGUAGGGAAUAUAUGCAGCAAGUAGAUAGGACCUAAAAAAUAGUUCGUUAUAUCUGUCAGUUCGUUAUAAACGUGUUCGUUACAACCGUAGUUACUGUAUUGCUUCUGAAAUGUUUUUAAUUUGUGUCUACCCCGGCUGUAAGAUAGCAAAUAGUUCACGAUGCAAUAAUUUUAUCGUGUUAAAUUUUAUUCUUUUUACAUUCAUAAUGUCAUGAAACAAUUUUUGUGUAACAAAAAAUAAUGUUGUUGACGAGAAUGUUUUUAAAUCUUUUCCAGUCAUAAGCUUGGCUACAUAAGAGCAAAUUUAAAAAAAAAGACGUCUUUUGAUAUGGGUAACAAUAAGUUAGUUCUAUUUAAUGCCUAGUUUUAGAUUAUUGAAUACAAUGUUAAAAGACUCUGAAUUCAAGAAAAUGGGAAACAAAAGAAGAACGUUUCCUCAGUUCAUCAUGCUGAAACAGAUAUAUUCUACUCAAGAAUUACAGAACACCAAUUCUGUCACAUUGGUGUAGUUAAUCUGUCAUGGCAUGACGGAAUGACUGUAGUAAUGUGACAGAAUCGGAUGUUCUUUCACUUCUUUGUGUAGUAUAAUUUCACCUGGUCUUGUAGUGUCAUGUUACAUGUGUAUUUACAUUCAUUGGCCAUUGGAGGGCACGGGUGGCCCAGUCGUCUAAGGCGCCGCGAUUCCCUGUGCAGAGUUGCGUCCCUUGGGCACGCCAGAAACCUAUGAUUGUGGGUUUGAAUUUAGAUUCGCCCCGAUUAUGUUUCAAGGUUUGUCAGCACCAUACCCGUGCUGGUGGGUUUCACCGAAGUGGUAAACGUCUGAGACCUGCAUCACUUGGGGCUUUCCUCCCACAUUAAGCUGACACGCCACGAUAUAACUGGAAUACUGUUAAAAGUGGCAUUAAACCCAACUCAAGCAGUGAGUUAACUUGGCCAGUGAGUUAACUGGUGAGGCAUACCCAGGGCUUCUGAUGGUGUUUUUAAUUAAUGUAAAUAUGAACAAGACAUUUGAUAAUCAUUUCUAACAAACUUAUUUGUGUCUCUCAGGGGGCGGUCGGGUAGCCUAGUGGUUAAAGCGUUCGCUCGUCACGCUGAAGACCUGGGUUCGAUUCCCGACAUGGGUACAAUGUGUGAAGCCCAUUUCUGGUGUCCCCCACCGUGAUAUUGCUGGAAUAUUGCUAAAAGCGGCGUUAAACCCAACUCACUCACUCACGCACUGUGUCUCUCAGUUGCGGUAAUUGCCUUGACGAUGAAGAAUUUGUUUGGGGGAAAUAUUGGUUGAUUGAAAUCAUUAUGGUAAAUAAAGUUUCACCUCCCCAAUUAUACUAUUCAAAAGAAGUUAAGGACCACCCUAUUCUUUCAUAUUACCAAAGUUAGUCUGUCAUUCCGUUACAGUAUAAUAAAUAAUCAAUUUGUCCUUAACUUGUUUUGAGAAGCAGAUUGAAAUUCACAAGUUGCCUUUUCUUCCUAUGUACAGAAAUUCUGAACUAAAUUCAGAAAAUUCCAUGCAGGGUUGUACAGCUGUGAACUUAACAGAAUCUUUCGUAUUUCUGUUAUGAUUUUUGCAAAUAAAAUGUGAAAAUAGGUUUUCUUCAUUAGUUCAUAUCAAUCUAUGAGAGAAAACAUCACAAGGACUAAAUUUUUGUAGACUCUGGUAAAGGGAAUCUUUUAGCUGUACACAAUCUGGUACGAACCCAAGCACCUCUUGUGUAGCGAUGGGUAAGAAGUCUAUUUAUAGUAUCUGUCCAAUCGAGACACUCAGCUCACAUUAUCGGAAGCGGCUGCAGUCAAAACAGUAAACAAGUAAGGUAACGUAUCGUCAGGUUUUGGUUUCCCGACCAGACGAUCGUAACAAAAUACUGAUGGUGAUGUGGAAAAGUUGGCAGCUAUGGGCUUAAAAUUUGCGGAACAGAUCUUGACAGAAUAUAUUUGGGAAGCCAGGGUUGACAGAUCAGAAUUGUAAAUAUAUUAUACCGUAUUCGACGUAAUAAGCGCCCUGCUCUAAUAAGCGCCCACGGCGAUAUUUGCUAAUAUACUGGCUAGUGAACAAUCCCAAUUAGCACCCCUUCCGAUUGAUCAAUGUAUACAGGACUUACUUAUUUGUGUAUAAUACGCACUCUUGUGUUAUAUGCAUCCUUGUUUAUGGGCAAUUAAAUUCUGGAAAAUAAACCUGUCGUGUAUUAUAUGCACAUACUUUUUUGUAUUAUUUCAGGCUGUCAGCAUAAACCACGAAAUUUACGAUCUUUCAACUCUGCUUUUUUUUCUCACCAAAAUUAAAUUCUAUCAAGAGCGCCCUGGGCGCUUAUUACGUCAAAUACGGUAGGUCAUAAUUAACUGUAUAUACAAGCUCUGAUUAGACUUUGUAGUUGCCUUAUUUUUGCCCAAACAUCGUCAGUCUUUGAGUGCUACUCCUUUUAGACUUUGCUUGCUAAAUGUGAAAUCAGUUGAAUAAUGUCAUUUUAUGCCAGAUUUGAUAGAAAUUACAAAAUAACAUUCCAUAACAUUCAAGCAGGAAAUUAUACAGGUGAUUUUUUGUGUAUGAUAUUGGUUUAUAUUUUGAAACUGUAAAUAAAUUGAUUCCUUGAUUAUUACAACUGAUGUAUUUUGUAUUGUACAAGCAUUUUAUACAAAAUAAAAGUUUUUCAGAUA